Molecule: messenger RNA, 6278 nt
Organism: Glycine soja
Lineage: Eukaryota; Viridiplantae; Streptophyta; Magnoliopsida; Fabales; Fabaceae
Molecular function (GO): glycosyltransferase activity
Source: RefSeq, a predicted model, not a curated record
AAAGGAUGCACGUUAGCCGACAUCUCAAAUACACACAUCAAGAUUCAGGACUUCAGUUUUUUAUUUUUCAUUUUUAUGUUUCUUUUAUUUUCUUUUUUCCAUACAAGAAGAGAAUAGAAUAUAGAGUGAGUGGGCAAAAAAGAGUUUGGAUCGCAAGCGGGGUGCCCCACGGUGUGUACCUGAACCCUCAUUCUUCCUAAAAUUCCCCCUUCAAAACGAAGCGCAUCGCAACGCAAUCCAAAUCCCCUAAUCAAUGGAUUCGUUCCAGCAACAACCCCACGGCUACAUGAGGCCACCGCAACCGCCACCUCUGCCGCCGCACACGGCGGAUCCCCACCACCACCCGCACCACUUUCACCAGAUACCGCCGCCACCGCCCCAAGUCCCUUGGUUCUCCUCCCAGUUCCAAUACCGCCCUUCCCAGACCCCUUCCCCUCCGCCGCAGUGGCAGCAACCUCCGCCAGCUCCUCCGUCGAACGCUUAUUCCUACCACCCCAAUCAGUUCCCUCCGCCUCGCGCUCACGUGCCUCCUCCUCAGUUCACACCUCACUCCCACGUUCCUCCUCAGCCUUAUCCUCAGGAAUGGGGCAACCCAAAUUGGCCACCUAACCAGGGCUAUCCAGCCAAUAAGAAUGAAGAUUGGGCUGCUAAGGCCAGAGCUUGGGCUGAUGCUAAUGCUGCAAGGGAAAGUCAGCAUCCACAAUCACAUUUUUCACCUGCUGGAAGAAUGCAAGAGCAAAGCCAUUAUCAUGAUCAGUAUCAACUAUCUGUUGACUCACAUUAUACUGAUGUUCAAAACCAAACCCAUCCAUCAGCAAGCUAUCAACAAUUUUCCUACUUGGAUGCAUCUGUGCAGCGGAUUUCAGGACAUUCCCAGGAGCCUGCAUCUGCCAGUUUGGAGGCAUCAUAUAAUCAAGAUGGGCAUUCAUGCAGUGCUAGAAAUGGGACCGGCAUAGGAGAUUCGACUGUUUCAUUUGAACAAGGGAACUUGCCAACAAAUCCAUCAGUUCAUCAGCAGGAGGUACCUUCUAGUUAUAGUUCUGUUGCAGGUAAAGAGGCUGCUGAGCAGAUUCAACAAUCAUACUCGGCCUUUCCUUUGUCAAGUUCCUCAUCUCAAGAACACCAUGUGCAACCAUCAAUGCAUGCACCACCUUUUGCGUCUGGCUGCCACUCAGUUGACUCUGCUAUCAGUCUUGCUGAUCAACCAUUAGAUUUUGCACCUAGGUUUAAUCGUGAUAGUGACUUGCAAAUGCAAUCAACUUAUAGUCAUCAUGAUUCCAGCUCUUCAAUGAAUAACUGGGUUUCUCCAGUGGCACCUGGUGUUGGUUAUCCACCAAUACCACCAAUUCUUUCUUCUGGGCAACAGCAUGACCCUUCUAUCACCACUCCUGGUCAUGUGGCACCACCAUUUGGAAGGUUUCCUGGACCUGGCCUCCCUUCAACCAUACAACCAACUGGUGCACCCUUUACUCUUAGCACAGGAACCACAAUUCAUCCUACUGUGGCUUUCUCUGCUGAUGUGUAUGGGGUAUCUGGUAUUCCUGAUCGUCCUAAGAAGGCUUCAGUCCCUAACUGGCUGAAAGAUGAAAUAAAGAAAAAAGUCAUCCCUGCUCCUGCAGGGAAUCUGAAGGAGGAAACAUUUGUAAAUGAUGGCAUUGACAAAUCAUAUGCGAGAGGUGAUGAGGCAGAUAGUAAAAGCAUUGAUUCGUCUAGAUCAGCUGAGGAUGAAGAAGACGAAGAGGAUCAAGUUGAAGCAGCUAGAACUGCAGCAAUCAACCUAGAAAUAAAAAGAGUUCUGACUGAAGUUCUUUUGAAGGUUACUGAUGAAUUGUUUGAUGAAAUUGCAACCAAAGUUCUUGCUGAAGAUGAUUUUACUGCUGAAGUGGGUCACAAGGUUGCCACCUCAAACCAUAAGGCAUCAGCAUCUCCUCCCUCAGCUACAGUUCCUAAGGCAUCUGCAAAAGUUUUUGUUCCAAUCAAAGAGAAGGUAGAAAAUGUUGAUGCCAGUGAAAAAUCUAAUUCCAGCUCUCCUGGAGAUGUUUUAGGUCUUGGAAAUUAUGGUUCUGAUGCUGAUGAUGGAGACAAUGAAAUUGAGAGUUCCAGUGUGCCAACUCCUGCAAAAGAUGCUGCCUAUAAGUCAGGGAUUAAGAAACCUUUGUCAGAUACACAUGAUCUAUCUGUUAAUGGCAUUUCACAACUUGAUGAGCAUGCUAUAAGUGAAACUAAUUUGGUGAAUAAUCAGGUCAAAACUAUCUCUUUACCAUCCAGAAGUAGCAAUGGUGCUGCUACUGAUCAGUUGCAUGAUGACAAGGUGACCAAGGAAUCCAAUCAUUCACAUUCUUCCAAGGUGGUGUCUGAAGAUCUGAGGGAUAAUGGGCUUAAUUUCAUUGAAAGAAACCAUGAUAGAUUUAAUGGUUUUAGUUCUAAAGAUACUUCAGGGAUACCACGAUCUGAACUGCCUGGAAAGAACAUUAGUGUGGAAAAAGCAAUGGAUGAUCAUUCAGGUAGGGAAAGCAGAAAAAAAUCAGAAAAAAAUGAUCGACCUGACAGGAGUACUUCUGAGAAAGACUUUGUAAAGGAGGUACACAGUAGUAAGACUAAGAUAGAUGAAAAAGGUAAUGAGAAUCAAAGAAGAAAGGAUGAAAGGAAUCAGAAAAGGGACAAAACAGAUUAUGGCAGUGAAGCAAAAGAAAGAGUGAAACAGCACAGUUUAAGGCACGGGGAGAAGGCAAAGGAAUCAGACUCAAGGAAAAGAUCCUCUCAUGUUGAUGUCAAGGAUGAUAAAAAGGAAGCAGAAAAAUCCCAUAGAGGUAGUGCCACUGACGAUACUAGCCGGAAAAGGGAGCAUGCAAAGGAUAAGGGGGAACAUAAAUCAAGGCAAAAAGAUGCAAGUAAUAAUGACAGGCAUAGAAGAAGGCGUUCAUCUUCAGUAAGCAGUAGAGGUAGAACCAAGAAGGAUUGUAUUAAUCAUGCUGGUGAUUCAAGUGGUGAAGGAUCAGAUGGCUCAAAAAGGAAGCUGCAUUCAAGAAAGCGUGACUUAUCACCGUCUCCAGUCAGAUCUAAAAGAAGACAACUUUUGCGGUCUCCUCAUAGCAAGCGUUCUCAGCGCAGGCAUUCUCCCUAUACUUCUCUUGAUUCUUCCAGGUUUGUUGCCAUAGAGUUUUUCAAGAUUAAGAUUUAUGUUUUUCAGACAAACUUCCAUCAUCAUAUAAGAUUAAAGUCGCACAGGUGGGAAGGAGGUCAAGAUCCAGAUCACCUGUUCGGCGGCAGAGAUGAAUGGAUGGGGACAGAGAUGGUUGACUUUGCAUCUACGGGAUCUCAGGUGGAGCUAUGGUUAGUUUGGCUAUCUGGGUUUGCCUUCAUUUCUCUCUCUCUCUAUGCCACUCAGAGAUUAUCUUCACUAAAGGAUCACACCAGAACUUUCAAAAAUGCUAUCUUGGAUUCCACAAGUCUAAGUAAUAUUACCAUAUUCACAGCUCCUAAACCCUUUAAGGGCUCUAUUAGGACCAGACAAACACUAGCUAUUCGGUCAUGGUUGGCUCUGUCUCCAUAUGUUACAGUUGUUUUGUUCAGUCAAGAUCCUUCUGUUUCCUCUUUUGCAGAUGCUUUUGAUUCCAGGGUUUUAGUUGACACUAACAUUGAUUUCACCUUCCUUGGUACUCCUUUUUUCCAUUCCAUGGUUGCAAAAUCACGCUCAUACACAUCAGAGAUAUCUGUCAUCAUUGAUUCUGAAACCGUUAUCCUUUCUGGAUUCAUCUCCACUCUAAACCAUGUGUAUCAACUUGACCAUGAUUGGCUUCUUGUUGCUUCGGCUCAAAAUGUUUCUUCCUUUCCAUUCCAUUUGGAUGAGUCUGGGAAACAUUGGCAGACGGAUAAUAGGAAACGGAUGAAUGUCCAGGAGCUGCAGAAAAUACUUCAGCACAAUUGGCAGGGGAAACAUUGUUGUUAUUCAAGAAUGCUCAUGGUGUGGAACAACAAGGAUGCGCCUCUACAUAGUGGAGUUCUUCCUCCAUUCUUGUACGGUAAGGGUACACACAACAAUUGGCUGAUUCAUGAGGCCAUGUCAUCUGAGUUCAGAUUUGUGUUUGAUGCUAGUUUGACCAUCACAAGUUUCCAUCUGAAUGAAGAGGAUGAUUUCAGUCCUACACAUGGGAAUUCUAGUGCUGUAGAUAUUGAAAAUAGAAGUUGGGAGUACAUUGGCAAUUCCCACAUAGGGGCAAACUAUGGCUCAUUCUUCUAUAGUGAAGCUAAUUUCACUAGCCUUGUCAAACUUUUGAAGUGUAAUAAACAAUACAUUAUGGUUGAUACCAAGAAAAACAUUGUUUAUCCUAUUGGACACCAAGGUGCAAUGAACUUGAUGAAGGAAAAGGUUAUUCCAUCUUGGUUAAAGGAAAAUACAGUGUAUUGCAUCGAUCGUCUGAACUCACAUACAAAAUCAUUAGAUUGCUCUGUGAAGGAUCAGACGAAAAUUCCAUCAAUACUGGAGCUUCCAUUCUCCUUAGAAUCACUUCUUUCUAUCACUUCAGACAAAACUAAAACAGUUAUACUUACUGUUGCUGGAUAUAGCUACAAGGAUAUGCUCAUGAGUUGGGUUUGCAGAUUACGAAAACUUUCCAUUGAAAAUUUUGUUGUGUGUGCCCUUGAUAAGGAAACUUCUCAAUUCUCCAUCUUGCAGGGAAUUCCCGUUUUCACAGAUCCAAUAGCUCCAAGUAACAUCAGUUUUGAUGACUGCCACUUUGGCACAAAGUGCUUCCAAAGGGUGACAAAGGUGAAGUCAAGAAUUGUUCUGAAGAUUCUCAAACUAGGUUACAAUGUUCUUCUGAGUGAUGUUGAUGUAUACUGGUUCAAAAACCCAGUUCCCUUGCUUCACUCUUUGGGCCCCGCAGUUCUUGCUGCACAGUCUGAUGAAUACCAAAAUCAAGGACCAAUAAACCUACCUAGACGCUUAAACUCCGGCUUCUAUUACGCUCGUUCCGAUUCUCAAACAAUUGCAGCCAUAGAGAAAGUUGUAAGACAUGCAGAAACUUCAGGCUUAUCAGAGCAGCCAAGCUUCUACGACACGUUAUGUGGGAAUGGAGGAUCCAACCGUGUUGGUGACGACAAAUGUGUGGAACCUGAAACAAACCUAACGGUACAUUUCUUAGACAGAGACCUUUUUGCAAACGGUGCUUACCAAGACCUGUGGCGGGAAAAAAACGUCAAAGAAGCAUGUUUGAAGAAGGGUAGUUACAUCAUCCACAACAACUGGAUCAGUGGGAGGCUCAAGAAACUUGAGCGCCAAGUCUUGUCUGGUUUAUGGGAGUACGAUCCCAGCACAAGAAUGUGUCUAAGAGAUGGUGAAACAGAAACAUUCAGAGUGCAUAACAACUUUGAGGUGCAGGCUAUGCUGAAGCGUGUGGUUCACUCCUUAGACCUGGUAGAGCAAAAAGAGAAGGAUUCCAGAAGGAAGAACCGUCUGAGAGGAAGAGAGGCUCCGCCAACGAAGGACUUUGUUGUGAGUAUAAUUCAUGCAGUCCCUGUGUUCAAGUUGAUGAGAAAGUAUCCGGGGAUGUGUGUAGCGGGCCCCGAUGUGUUCAAAUUUCCUCAUCAAUCAGUGUUUUGGCAUGAAGAUGUUCCGGUGCCAGGCCACAAGUACAUCUUGAUCUCGUUUCGAGAUGUCGAUAAGCUGAAAAGUAAGCUCUUGGAGGAAGAGAGGAGCAAAGAGGCUAAUGGAGUGGUGCUGGAAACAAAGACCAGGUCUCCUAGUGGACACAAGGACAAAGUGAAAGUGUCAAAUGGUGUAGCAGGCCAUGAGGCACUGGAGACAAUGAUCACAAGUGGAAAUGGAAAAAUGAAAGAGCCAAAUGGAGUUGCAGGCCAAGAGAUAAGUGUGUCGUUGUCUCCCAAAGACAAAGUGAAGAGUGUAGAGAUGGUGGAUACAGACAUGGAAGGUUCUCUAGGUGAGGGAGGUGUAGAGGAAUCUUUUUUCUCUGCAAAGGACUUCUAUGCCCCUAAGGAGAAGUCCACAAGCACAAGACCUUCAAGAAGAAAAGGACUAAAAGGGAAGAAGCCUUUUGUGGCACCUCUUCCAAAGGCAAAAAAACUAUAUAGGAGUUUGGGAUGGCAACCCAGCCUCCCAACUGUGAAGGAACCCUCUCCAUGAUUUUGUACUGGGUUUUCCUUUGUAUAACUCUUGUUCUGCUAUGAAACUUGAGUGCCAACCAAUUGCUGAUUUUUCUUCAUGGAUCUAAUAGAUAGCUGUUGCAUCAUAUUAAUAAAAUCAAAACACUAUUCCCAUU